CAUUUCCCCUUUCCUUCUUUUUCUAGGUCCUCACUCUUAGCGCCUCGGCGCAAAGCGUCACCAGCGAAGGAACCAAAGGAAAUUUUUUAAGCUCCUCCUUAGCCAGCGGGGUGGCUGUGAUGGUGGCCGUCCACGUCUCCGGGGGUGUCUCAGGAGGACACCUGAACCCGGCCUUCUCGCUCGCCCUGUGCCUCCUGGCUCAGUUUCCCUGGUGGAAACUGCCCCUUUAUUUUCUCAUCCAAGUCCUGGGGGCGUUUGUGGGCGCUGGCACAGUCUACCUCCUUUAUUACGACGCCAUUCACAGCUACAGCAAUGGGACUCUCAGAGUGACAGGCGUCCGGGAAACGGCCUCCAUCUUUGCCACCUACCCCGCCCCUUACCUGUCCAUCCCCAACGGAUUUUUUGACCAGCGCCGGGCAAUGUUGGUGGUGGGUUCCCAUCACCGCCCCCAUGUUGGGGGCCACAGUCGGGACGGCGGUGUACCAAUUCGGAGUCGAAUUUCACCACCCGACAGAUUCGAAAGAGCCGGAAAACUCGACGGCGGAAAAACAAGGAGGCGAGAAAGAAAUCGAUUUACCGGUUUACGUCGUGAACAGCUACGCCGAAUCGUGGACAGGCGCUGGCACGGAGUCGGACGAACCCCCCAAAUGAGACCUCCGAUCAGACGCUAAGAGAAACGCCUUCCUCCUUUGUUGGAUGUAUUGGGUGGGGGCCAUCUUCCUAAAUUUGGGAUCUGAAAAAGGGGGAUUUGGGAGGGGGAGUGACGGCGGCUGAAACGGACAUCGGAUAUCCGAGAAAGGACCCAUGGAUGAAAAUCGUCCUUCCGUUGCGUGUGAGUUUGGCCGAAGCAGGGCCUUUUUCGCAGUGGCCCCUUCACUGUGUAAAAACAGCAAGAAUUAUCUCGCUGGUCGCGUUUUUGGGGUGAAAAGGGGGCAUCUGAGCCCCACAAGGCCAUUCCAAGUCUCCAA
Messenger RNA from Thamnophis sirtalis, 968 nucleotides. The record is from RefSeq and is a predicted model, not a curated record. Lineage: Eukaryota; Metazoa; Chordata; Lepidosauria; Squamata; Natricidae.